Molecule: messenger RNA, 2097 nt
Organism: Nicotiana tabacum (common tobacco)
Lineage: Eukaryota; Viridiplantae; Streptophyta; Magnoliopsida; Solanales; Solanaceae
Source: RefSeq, a predicted model, not a curated record
UCGAAAUUGGUUUACAAAGAAACAUUCUGGUGUCGGGAAAAUGUACUAAAAUGGCGGCGGUAGAGUUCAGAAGUUCAUAGUACCUGAGUUUCAGCUGUUCGCAAGAAUCUAAUAGGAGAAGUUUCAAAAUCUACACGAGCUUAAAGAAUAGGGGAAAACUGCAAAGACACAUUUGUGAAUCAAUUAAGAUUCUGGGGGGUAUAGUUUAUUAGUUAAAAUGGAGAGCAAUAAUAGCUUGGAGCAAACACUGCAAGAUGGGAAAUUGUACCGUCAUGUUAAUUCUCUCAUUGUCGCUCAUCUUCGCGAUAAUAAUCUCAAUCAGGCUGCAAGCGCAGUAGCUUCAGCCACAAUGACACCAAUGAAUGUUGAAGCUCCUACAAAAAAGCUACUUGAAUUGGUUGCAAAGGUUUGUAUCGGUUGUGGAGAAAGAUGAGACGCUGAGAGGAGUUUCGACAGCUGCACCUUUUGAUCCAGUCAUAACUACGGGAUAUGGCUCAAUACCAGCCCCUCGCACUGCUUCUGUUGAUUUCAGUAGUGUGAACGAUACAAAAGGCUCGUCAAAGAUUAUCCCAAAGCAUGAAUCACGACACGUUUCUGAGCACAAGAAUGUAGCCAGGUGUGCCAGAUUUAGUCCAGAUGGAAGAUUUCUUGCUACUGGAAGUGCGGAUACGUCUAUUAAACUGUUUGAGAUUUCAAAAGUUAAGCAAAUGAUGCAGCCAGAUGCUAGGGAUGGCCCAGUGAGGCCGGUUGUACGGACUUUUUAUGAUCAUCAACAACCAAUAAAUGACUUGGAUUUUCAUCCGCAAAAUACAGUACUCAUAUCUGGAGCAAAAGAUCGCACCAUCAAGUUCUUUGAUUUUUCAAAAACGGUGGCAAAGAGAGCAUUUAGAGUGAUUCAGGAUACACAUAAUGUAAGGUCGGUGUCAUUUCAUCCUUCCGGAGACUUUCUUCUGGCAGGAACUGAUCAUCUAAUUCCCCACCUAUAUGAUAUUAACACUUUCAAAUGCUACCUGCCAACAAAUUUCCAAGAGAUGGGUGUCAAUGGUGCUAUUAAUCAGGUUAGGUAUUCAUCUACUGGUGGAAUGUAUGUUACUGCAUCCAAAGAUGGUGCUAUUCGGUUAUGGGAUGGGGUAACUGCUAGCUGUGCGCGAUCCAUUGAUGGUGCACAUGGAGCAGCAGAGGCCAUAGGUGCAAAUUUUACCAAGGAUGAAAGGUAUAUCCUCUCAUGUGGAAAAGACUCUUCGGUGAAGCUUUGGGAAGUUGGCACAGGAAGAUUGGUCAAACAAUAUCUUGGAGCUACACAUACACAGUUGCGCUGUCAGGCUAUUUUCAAUGAUACAGAAGAAUUUGUAUUAUCAAUUGAUGAAUCUCUGAAUGAGAUUGUUGCAUGGGAUGCUCUGACAGCAGAAAAAGUGGCUAGGUGGCCCUCCAACCAUGUUGGUGCACCUCGUUGGCUUGAGCAUUCCCGGGUAGAAGCUGCAUUUGUGUCCUGUGGAAUGGACCGAUCCAUUCGGUACUGGAAGGAGGUACUUUAGUGCCACUCAUGAGCCAGUGGUAUGUAGCAAAGCCAGAGAUAUAUACACCAGUGUAAUUUAAUAAGCUUUCUGUAAGAAACUCUCACCGCACUUGUUUGUUGUAUACUCGAGAGAAGAGAAAAGAGGUAUUCAUCGUAGGUAGGUCAACCGAGCAACCCCUUUUGUUUUCUCACCAUGCCGUCAGCUAAGUGGAUGGAAGUGAUUUUUGCUUUGUCUUAACCCCUCUCUCUGCCUCAGAUUCUUUUCCUCUCUGAUGGCGAAGGAAAGUAAAAACGAAGAGGCGAGGAGCUAUAAGCUAGCUUUCAGGUUGGUCGAAUGGGAAGGCAUGACGGUUAAUCUCCUCUAUCUUGAUAAGGGUCAUUUGCUGAUAAUCCAAAUUCCCCAGUUUUUCAUUUACAGUUCUACACUAUGUGGACACAGGCUUGAUUAUCCUUUUGAGAUGUUCAGUAGCAAACUUGUACUGUUUAUAGGAUAUUUUAUGUUUCUCUUGUUACAAUGGGAAACUGGAAUAUUUUCUCCUCCCAAUGGAUAUUUCUCCUGUUUCAAAAUUAGAUGUUUUAUU